Messenger RNA from Clunio marinus, 312 nucleotides. Lineage: Eukaryota; Metazoa; Arthropoda; Insecta; Diptera; Chironomidae. The record is from the annotation of a GenBank genome assembly.
AUGGAAUGUUGGGCAUUUGUUUUGCAUGCCGACGAAACAAACAAAACAAACAGCAAAACAGUAUACGGUUAUCAAAGUUUAACCAAAAAUAUUCUCGAUUACAUGCCACAAGGCGAUGAAAUUCAAUUCCAUCUGAAUCAUCAAGAUAUUUUAUUAUUGUUAGUUGGUUAUGAUAUCAGGCAAAAGGGAAGAAAACGAAAACAAAUGAAAUCUCGGGCGAUUACUUUAUGGAAAUUGAGUGAUUUUAGGGAUCUUACUUGGCAUCGUUAUCAAACAACAAUAUUGCGUUAUGUUAAACGAAAGGAAACAUAA